GAGUACUGUCUUAUUUACAAUAUUUCUUUAUUUGAGACGGUCAUUCUGUCCAUCAUGGUGCAAACAACGAACUUGUACGGGAUAGUUCCCCUGAUUUAAUUCAGAGGAACAAAACUCGUACGGUGCUCGAGUGCGGUGUCUUUUUCCCUUGUCUGGUUAUGAGAGCAUUGUUUGUUCGAUUGCAUCAGUUCACAAAAAGUACAAGAUCAAUUCUGAAAUAUCGAGCUAUCUCAACUUCUACCACAAAAAUGGUUCUUGAUUUAGACUUAUUUCGCGAGGAAAGAGGUGGAAAUCCCGCCAAAAUACGUGAAAAUCAAGGCAAACGAUACAAAGAUGCUUCGAUGGUAGACAGAGUUAUCAGUGCUGAUAAUGAAUGGAGAAAAUGUCGUUUUCAGGCAGAUAACUGGAAUAAAUUAAAGAAUCUUUGUAGUAAACAAAUUGGAGAGAAAAUGAAGAGAAAAGAAGAUGUUGGAAGCAGUGAGGAUCUACCCCAAACAGUUAGAGAUGACUUAUCUAAACUUGAUGUUGAAACUUUACAGGGAUUGACUGUGACACAGAUAAAGAAGAUUCGUGUGUUGAUUGAUGAAGAAAUUGCAAACUGUCGCAAGCAAGUAGAAGAGUGGGAGAAACAGAGAAAUUCAACACUCUUUGAAAUUGGAAAUUUACUUCAUGAUGAUGUUCCAGUUAGCAAUGAUGAGGAUGAUAAUGGGAUAGUCCGGGUGGUAGGAGACUGUUCAGUGAAAAAGAAAUAUUCUCAUAUUGAUCUUGCAGUUAUGGUUGAUGGUGUUGAUGUUGACAGAGGUGCAGCAGUGGCUGGAAGUCGUGGCUAUUUCAUGAAGGGUCCGUUGAUAUUUUUGGAGUACGCUCUUCUCCAGCAUUCAAUGCAGAUGCUUUACGAAAAAGGAUUCACACCACUUUACACACCAUUUUUCAUGCGUAAAGAUACCAUGCAAGAAGUUGCUCAGUUGAGUCAAUUUGAUGAAGAACUGUAUAAAGUUGUAGGUAAAGGAACUGCCGAGGACGGUUCAGUCGACGAGAAAUAUUUAAUAGCAACAAGUGAACAACCAAUUGCUGCGUUUCAUCGUGGAGAAUGGCUUGAUCAAAAUGAACUGCCAAAAAAAUAUGGCGGCACAUCCACAUGUUUUAGGCAGGAAGUUGGAGCCCAUGGUCGGGAUACACGCGGAAUAUUUCGUGUUCAUCAAUUUGAGAAGGUUGAACAGUUUGUUAUAUGCUCUCCAAAAGACGACAUUUCAUGGAAGAUGUUUUAUGAGAUGAUAGGAAAUGCCGAAGAAUUUAACCAAUCUUUGGGAAUACCCUACAGAAUUGUAAACAUUGUCUCAGGCGAGUUAAAUAACGCAGCUGCGAUGAAAUAUGAUUUGGAAGCAUGGUUUCCGGGAAGCGGGGCUUUCCGGGAACUUGUUUCCUGCUCAAAUUGUACUGAUUACCAAGCUAGAAGAUUGCAAGUCCGUUUUGGACAGACCAAGAAAAUGCAAGAGAAGGCUGAAUUCUGUCACAUGUUAAACUGCACAAUGUGCGCCAUUUCAAGAACGAUCUGCGCUAUUUUGGAAAAUUAUCAGACUGAAGAAGGAGUCGAGAUCCCUGAGGCCUUGAAACGCCACAUGCCAGCAAGUUUACAGUUCAUAAAAUUUGUUAAACCUGCGCCGAUUGACGAACAGGCCCAAGGGAAAAAACAGAAAAAGAAAGCGAAGUCGGAAGCAAAACAACCGAUGGAAGAAAAAAUGGAUGAUUUAAAAAUAUAAAAACGUUUGAACAUUUAGAACAUAUUGAAAUAACCAUGAUAAAGGAAGAUGGGAAAUGUUGACGUUACAUUUACUGUAUGUAAAUUUUAUUGUUCGGUGGCCAGAAAUAAUUAAACCAUAUUCCAGUCUUAGAAG
Molecule: messenger RNA, 1895 nt
Organism: Dendronephthya gigantea
Lineage: Eukaryota; Metazoa; Cnidaria; Anthozoa; Malacalcyonacea; Nephtheidae
Product: serine--tRNA ligase, cytoplasmic-like
Exons: 10
Coding region: 159-1760 (533 amino acids)
Biological process (GO): seryl-tRNA aminoacylation
Cellular component (GO): cytosol
Molecular function (GO): serine-tRNA ligase activity; ATP binding; tRNA binding
Source: RefSeq, a predicted model, not a curated record